Messenger RNA from Triticum urartu, 1976 nucleotides. NCBI's taxonomy places the organism in Eukaryota, Viridiplantae, Streptophyta, Magnoliopsida, Poales, Poaceae. The record is from RefSeq and is a predicted model, not a curated record.
AAAAUCUCUCCAAACCCCCCGCUGUGCCACCGCCGCCGUCACCGUCGACACCCCAACCCCCCACUCCCCUCCCCAAUCACCACGGCCUCUCCCGCCGCCGCCGCCGCCGCCGCCACCCCGUCCGCAGUCUUUGGCCGCUGACUUCCGAGGGUUCCCCGCGCCAUGACGAGCCUGAUAUCCCAGAACGCGCUCCCGAAGCGCCGGCUGGAGAAGGACGACAGCAGCAGCAGCGAUGAAGAGACCAUGGAUUCCCCCGUCGCCUCGGAUGCAGAGGCUGGGAAGAAGCCCAGGCCGGAGGAUCGCAGGAAGGACCGGAGGAAGAAGAAGAAGGCGCUGGAGGCCAGGCAGGGCCAGGAGGCCGAUGAGAUGAGGCGGCUGGAGAGCUCUCUGUUCGGCAACAUCUACACCCCGCUCGAGUUCGGCACCGAGGCUGUGCCGGCUCGUGGCCAGGAUGAUGCUAAGUUGUUCUCCGUGGACCGGUCUGCCGACGACGACCUGCCUGUUUAUGAGGAGGACCUGGGCAGUGAGGAUGAGGUGCUUGAUAAGGGGAGGAAGCCCGCCUGGGUGGAUGAGGAGGAGGAUAGCACCCAGGUGGACAUCCUCAAGGUUGCGAGGCUGAGGAAGCUGAGGAAGGAGGCUGAUGAGCGCGUGAUCUCGGGCAAGGAGUAUGAGGCUAGGCUGCGCGGUCACCACGCCAAGCUGAACCCUUUCACUGGCUGGGCGGAUAUGGACCGGAAGGCUCCUCUCCGUGAUGGUGACUCCGAUGAGGAAGAAGGUGGAGUCGACAAUAUGCUUCGGAACAAUGAUGAGCUUGUCGUCAAGGGUACUGCUAAGCUCCUGCCUGGCAUGCUGGACUACUCGAGGCUUGUUGAUGCGAAUGCCCAGGAUCCUUCCAGUGGUCCUAUCAAUUCAGUGCAGUUUCAUAGGAAUGGUCAGCUGAUGCUUGUUGCUGGCCUGGACAAACAUCUGAGGUUUUUCCAGAUUGAUGGCAAGAGAAACCCCAAGAUCCAGAGCAUAUUUGUCGAGGACUGUCCAAUUCAGAAGGCAGCCUUUCUACCUGAUGGCUCUGAGGUGAUCCUUUCCGGCAGGAGGAAGUUCUUCUACUCAUUUGAUCUGGUGAAAGCUGCUGUUAGUAAGAUUGGACCCUUGACUGGGCGUGAAGAGAAAAGCCUGGAGAGCUUUGAGAUAUCACCUGAUUCGAGAACCAUUGCGUUUAUCGGUAACGAGGGGUACAUCCUCCUGAUAUCUUCCAAAACCAAGCAGCUCAUUGGAACCCUCAAGAUGAAUGGUAACGUGCGUUCGCUGGCCUUUGCGGAUGGUGGGAACCAGCUACUGAGCAGCGGCGGGGAUGGCCAUGUUUACCACUGGGAUCUCAGAACAAGGAAGUGUAUGCACAAGUCUGUCGACGAGGGCUCCCUGUCAGGCCUUUCCCUCUGCACCUCGCAGGACAGCUCUUACUUCGCCACAGGCUCCAGCAGCGGCAUCGUGAACGUGUACAAGAGGGACGAGUUCCUCGGGGGGAAGAGGAAGCCGCUGAAGACGAUCGAGAACCUCACGACCGAGACGGGCCAGAUGAAGUUCAACCAUGACGCCCAGAUCCUGGCGAUAAGCUCGGGCAAGGAUAGGAAUGGGAUGAGGCUCGUACACGUCCCAUCCUUCACCGUGUACCAAAACUGGCCAGGGCCACGGUUCAGCCUUCAGUACCCGAGGUGCCUGGACUUCAGCCCUGGGAGCGGGUUCCUCUCCGUCGGGCACGCCGGCGGAAAAGUUUUGCUCUACAAGCUGCACCACUAUCAGAACGCUUAGGGCUCCCACAGUCCAGUUUUGACACUGUAUUUUUCUGCUUCCAGAGAAAACCCUUGAUGUUAUCUGUAACGUGAUUCUUCUUAAACCCUCUUGCCUUGUGAGUGCCGUUGUCACAGAUAUUUUGAUGGUGAAUGCAAUACCCUUCUGGUGCCGGUUGUUUGAGCAAAGAA